Messenger RNA from Sclerotinia trifoliorum, 1276 nucleotides. NCBI's taxonomy places the organism in Eukaryota, Fungi, Ascomycota, Leotiomycetes, Helotiales, Sclerotiniaceae. The record is from the annotation of a GenBank genome assembly.
AAUCACGUGACUCUCCAUUUUCUUGUUCGAACCGAGACUUGCAGCUUUUGACGACGAAAUCAACAACAUCUCAGUUCUCCACUCCCUAAUCAUAUCAACAACUUCACAAUGGCAGCCGGAGUAAGUUAAAUCUUUUAAUUAAAGUACUAUUGCUAUUAAUCAAACUUUACCUCCAAACCUCGCCGUCCUGCAGACUUUGCACCCCCUCCGAAGAAUUCCGAAGACUUCUGGCCGGACCUUCACUCCCCUCGACCUCGUUGAGCGUGAGAUUAUUACUAACCGAUCUACUCCUACAGCGCAGCGCAGCCCUCAAACUCGACUGGGCGAAAGUUUCCCAAUCCCUCGGACUCAAGGGAGCCACCGCGUCCUCCCUUCAAGCUUUCAAGAAGCGCAAUGAAGAUGCCCGUCGCCGCGUGCAAGCUCUUUCUGAGCAACCUACCAAAGUAGACUUUGCACACUACAGAUCGAUUCUCAAGAACACCGCUGUUGUCGACGAAAUCGAGAAGCAUUUCUCCACAUUCAAGCCAGCAGCAUAUGAUGUAGCUAGACAGAUUAAGGCGAUUGAGACUUUUGAGGCACAAGCUAUCAAGAACGCACAAGAGACAAAGGGCAGAGUGGACUUGGAAUUGAAGGAUUUGCAGAAGACAUUGAAAAAUAUCGAGGAGGCUAGACCAUUCGAGGAUUUGACUGUGGUAUGUAGUGGCUCUUGAGAGGAAUGUGCAGAGAUAAAGGAAAAAAAUGGGGUUGGCUAAUGUGUUAUGUGUGUCAAUAGGAUGAAGUUGCAGCUGCUCGCCCAGAUAUUGAUGAGAAAACUUCUCAACUCGUUUCCAAGGGUCGCUGGGGUGUUCCAGGUUACAAGGUACGUUUUGAAGUUAUAUUUUCUGUUGUUUGGGAUGAUACGGCUGCUAAUAUAUUUAUAGGAGAAAUUCGGCGAUCUUUCUAUGCUUUAGAUGGAAUAAAUUUGAGCUCCCCUUUUCUUUGUUACCUGCACUGUUGUAGAUAGGGACCGGUGGUGGAAGAAUCAAAAUCAUGGUGGUUGAAUGUUUAAAAGCCAGGUUGGCUAAUCAUGAUACUGUUUUCUCAACUUAUUGAACUACUGAUAAAUUUGUUGUUUUGAUUGAAUGCUGUCACAAAGACCAUCAAAUUAAACCUCUGAGAUGCUGGGACUGCAUGUAAAUGAUAUCAAUCCCUCUUGGGGUCAUGAGAGAUGGAUUUCGGAGAGCGAAGCAUCAUCCAAAAGCGAGUCAAACUAGCCACGAAUACUAAGAUAUCCACC